AUGGCUGCUCCACGCCAGUCGCCCGCUCUCACACCGAUCGAACUGUCCUUCCCGCUGCCCAAGUCCUCGCAUACGAACCUGCAUAUACACUUGACCUGUCUCGCUACAUCGACACUCAUCUUCCUGACGACGACCGCGCUCGGCGACUCAAACGUUGCUAGACCCAUGGGUAGCUUUGUCUACGCCAUGCCCGAUAACUCAAACCAAAAAUCUACAAUCUGCUCAACGCUCUAUUCAUCUCCCGCGAGCAUAGACUAUGCAACGCGCACGGCCCGGAUCCUGGCUCGUCGAAUGAAUAUUCCCGUCUAUGUUGGCUGCAGCGCCGAUUUCUCUGGGAUGAUGGUCGAGGAGGAGACCGAAGGCCUGGCCAAGGUGGUCAAUACCAUCAUGGCAGAGUGGGAGAAGUAA
This is a messenger RNA of Arthroderma uncinatum, 408 nucleotides long. RefSeq lists its product as uncharacterized. Gene Ontology annotation, biological process: proteasome assembly. The record is from RefSeq and is a predicted model, not a curated record. Lineage: Eukaryota; Fungi; Ascomycota; Eurotiomycetes; Onygenales; Arthrodermataceae. The transcript has 2 exons. The coding region runs from base 1 to 408 and encodes 135 amino acids.